Molecule: messenger RNA, 1338 nt
Organism: Peronospora matthiolae
Lineage: Eukaryota; Oomycota; Peronosporomycetes; Peronosporales; Peronosporaceae
Source: the annotation of a GenBank genome assembly
AUGGAAUUGAGCACGGUGAAGGUCAUACUGGUACUUGCCCUACGUUGGGGAGUACCAGCAAGACAUGGUGACAUACCUAACGCCUACGUGAAGGCGAACAAAGAGGAACAUUUGGAGAUUUUUCUUGCCAUACCUCAAGGCAUGACUGUACCUGAUGUGAUUUUGAAGCAAUUUGGAACACAAGGCAGCGACAAACUGGCGCUCAGGCUUAAAAAGUCGCUUUACGGCCUUAAACAGGCGGGUCGUCUUUGGAGCAAAUUGCUGGACACGAAACUGGUCGAGGCUGGUUUUAGUCGAUGCGUGUCUGACGCAUGUCUGUAUUUCAGACACGAUGGAGGCGAGCUGACAAUUGUCGGGGUAUAUGUUGAUGAUUUGUUGGUGACAGCGACAAGUCAGGACAAGGUGGAAGAAUUCUUUAAAGCGAUGAGUGUCCUCUCUAUUAAGGAUUUGGGUCAAGUUAACAAGUUCCUGGGCAUGAGGAUGGCUCUAAAGGACUCGAAGACUUACACUGUCGAUCAGACUACGGCGAUCGAUGAGAUGCUAAAUCAACAUGGUCUGGAUGCAGCAAACGGCGUGAGGGCGCCCAUCGGUGACGACAGCAACGACGAUGUGUCAGAAGGUGUGUACCUGUCGGCAAAUCGGGGCAAGAAAGGCGAGCCUACUGUCCGAAACUUUCAGUCUUUAGUGGGUAGCCUUCUAUGGAUUGCCCGGUGUUCAAGGCCUGACAUUAGCUUCGCGGUUCACAGAGCCACAAGACGUACGCACCAGCCCACUGUCAGCGACUGGAAGCUGGCAAAACGCGUCGCGAGAUACCUGAAGACAACAAAAGACAUGAAACUCAAGAUGAGCCUCGAAGAUGAGAAAGAUGUUAUCACGGUGACAUGUUGGAGUGACUCAGACUUCGCGGCAGAUAAGUCCGACCGCAAGUCAAUAACCGGUGGAGUACUUACGGUGAGUGGAGUCAUCGUGCAUUGGAUCUGCAAAAAGCAGACCGGAGUAUCCUUGUCUACCAUGGAGGCCGAGUUUACCUCGGCGUCGCACGUUGGACGAGAGCUGCUGGGAUUGCGAGAAUUGCUGAAGGAGAUUGGACUUCCUGUGACGGAGCCAAUGAGCAUGCUAAUGGACAAUCAAGCAGCAAUCAAGAUGUUAGAGUCUGAAGGAAGCAUGGCGAGUGCGAAGCACGUGGAUGUGCAGAUGAAAUUCAUCUGCGAUUAUGCUAAAAAGGGUAUCGUCAAACCUGAAUUCGUCGAGUCGAAGUUGAUGAAAGCAGACCUGUUGACGAAGACACUGCCGGCGCCAAGGGUCGCGGAGCUACGCGAAUUGUUUAACCUUGUUUGA